Messenger RNA from Ilex paraguariensis (yerba mate), 438 nucleotides. Lineage: Eukaryota; Viridiplantae; Streptophyta; Magnoliopsida; Aquifoliales; Aquifoliaceae. The record is from the annotation of a GenBank genome assembly.
AUGCAACAAUUGUGGAGCAAUUUUACUCUUGGUGAGGAGGAGAGUCUUGGAGUUCAUCUUCUAGAUCAGGGAGAGGGCGAACUUGGGGAGAAAGACAAUUUGUGUAUAUUUUGUAAAGUUUUGUCGUUCAAUAACAUGUUGGACAAGAUUAGAGUUCUUGAAGGUAUGCCAUGGUCUUUUGAUAAUCAUUUAGUUUUGUUGAAAGAUUUUGAUGGCUCAGUUCAGGCGUCCAAAGGAAAGAGAAUGUUCGUCAAGAUUGGAGUCUUCAAUCCUAGUAACGGAAGGACCAAUGCAGUUCAGGCUUGGCUGAGGGCUCCAGUGGGUAGAGGUUCGAAGAACAUAACAGGUCAAAAGGCCGGGCUGGAAAAACCACAGGGGGAGAAGACCGACGGUGUUUCUCCAGAGUGUGGACCAGAAUCUUUAGAGCAAUCUUACUAA